CGACGAGAACGAGCGGCAAUUGCAGCACAAGCGUGCCAGACAUGCCGUAGUAGGAAGAGCAAAUGUGAUGAGCAGCGUCCCAAAUGUGGACUUUGUCGGCGACUGAAUGUUGAUUGUCAGUAUCGGGAGCCGCUCCCGACAAAAAAGGACAAGACCAUGGUUCAUAUCCUCGAUACUCUCACACGACUUGAGAACAAGUUCGACAAUCUCGCGCUGCCCAGUGCAUCGAACACUUCGGAGUCCACGACGCCAGGUGCACGAGGCUCCACCCGUCAAUCCGUGGCACCGGACAAUCGACAAAAUGAAUACGGAGUGGCUCGUUAUCCUCUGGAGCGUGAGCAAGGCUACCAUCACUUGACUGUGCCGCACAAAAUCGUUCUUUGGCCUUCAAUCUAUAUUCAUCUCGUCAACUCGGGCAUCGAAGCUACCUCGGAUCUUCAAUAUGUCUUGCAAGACGGGACGCCGUGGUUCUUGCGCAAAGAGAUGACAAGUCACAAAGUGGCCCUUGCAAUCGGGGAGCAGUUGACCACAUACCCCGUGAAUCCAAGAACUCACACGCCGACAAGUACUGGUAGGUACGGCUACAACGACCUGACUGUCCCAAAGAUUCAGGAAUACUGCGAUGCGUACUUCAGCUCGUUCAACGUUCUGUCACCAAUAUUGAAUCACGAGCUUUUCGAGGCAGAGACGCUCGGCUUGGUACUACGUGAGGGCUUCCGGGAUGGCGAAGCGGAAAGUGUACUGACGCUGUUCGUCAUCGCACUCGGUCAAGUUGCAUUGGAUGGUGUCUUUGAGCGUCCCAUCAGCAUGGUUAAUGGUACGCCCAGCGGCUUCCGUGGUGGCACGGCCAGAUCCCCACCUGGACUGGAUGUCUUUAAUGAAGCACGACGCAGGUCCAGUAUCAUCUCCACCGAUAUGACGCUGGAAAAUGUUCAGAUCCUGUUAUUACAAGCCACCUUCUUCGAGGCAUCUGCACGUCAUUUGGACUUCUGGCGAUGCAUCACGUCUGCAUCAAUGGCGUGCCAAGUCUUGAUCAAGUGCCAGACCAUCGAUUGGCAGACACCAUACGGAGACAUGCUCAAGCGUGCUUACUGGAGCUGCGUCAUGAGCGAAGACCUCUACCAUCUGGAUUUGGAUCUCCCGCAAAGUGGCAUACAAUCUCUCGAAGAUUGCGUCCCUCUACCCUACUUUCACGAAGGUGCCGAUUCCACAACUCCGGCCGCCGAUGACAGAUCACAUUUCCAAUAUCACUUCCUUGCGAUGAUAGCGCUUAGACGGCUGAUCCAUCGCAUACACGUCAUCAUCCACGAAUGUAAGUCACCCCACCCCAACGAAUAUGGCGGACCACCAGUCACAGUCAUCCGCGAAAUGUCUCGCCAGCUCGAAUCCUGGCGCUCCCUCCUUCCUCGCCCGCUCCAUUGGCAAGAUAGCGACAAGCUCGACUUCCCCCAUAUCGACCUCUCCAAUCGUCGUCCGAACGAACCACUAUUCUCGCAAGACCAAGGCCCCGUGCCCAUCAACCACAAAAACAGCCUCGACCUCGUCACCGCCCAACUCCGCACUCGCUUCUACUACGCUCGCUACGUCAUGUAUCGCCCAUUCAUCUACAAAGCCCUUCACUUCCCCGAACUCAUGACCACCGAAGAUGCCAACAGCUGCGCCCUGGCCAUCAAAUCCGCGCUCCUCUGGCCCAUAGCAAUGGCGCCUCCCAAGGACAAGAAACGACUCGUCCCGUCACUCUUUGCGUGGACGCAGAAUUUCAUGGGCAUUCUGUUGAUUUUGAGAAUGACGACGGAGAAUGAGUGUCUGAUGAGGAUCUGCGAGGAACAGGUCAAUCGUGACGACCUCGAGCAAACCGUUGCGAUGAUGAUUGAGUGGGUGAGAGAUGUGAGGCAGGUGGAUGGAAUUGCGGAGUGGAGUUGGAGGAUCAUUGAGCCUCUUUUU
Molecule: messenger RNA, 1944 nt
Organism: Zymoseptoria tritici IPO323
Lineage: Eukaryota; Fungi; Ascomycota; Dothideomycetes; Mycosphaerellales; Mycosphaerellaceae
Exons: 5
Biological process (GO): DNA-templated transcription; regulation of DNA-templated transcription
Molecular function (GO): zinc ion binding; DNA-binding transcription factor activity, RNA polymerase II-specific; DNA binding
Source: RefSeq, a predicted model, not a curated record